Penaeus chinensis is the source of this 588-nucleotide messenger RNA. RefSeq names its product endocuticle structural glycoprotein SgAbd-2-like. The transcript is spliced from 4 exons. The coding region runs from base 1 to 588 and encodes 195 amino acids. Gene Ontology annotation, molecular function: structural constituent of chitin-based larval cuticle. The record is from RefSeq and is a predicted model, not a curated record. NCBI's taxonomy places the organism in Eukaryota, Metazoa, Arthropoda, Malacostraca, Decapoda, Penaeidae. Gene Ontology annotation, cellular component: chitin-based extracellular matrix.
AUGGGAGACGCCCCUCCUGUCCGGCCCUUGACAGAAGAAGACCUUGCAGGCAGUAAGAGGCCGCUGGUAUAUAUAACUGGAGCGCGAUGCUACCCUUGGCACACUGAAAUCUACUCUAUCAACAUGUUCGUGAUCAUCUGUGCUUUGGUGGCGACGGCUGCUGCAACCCCAGACCACUACGGACCACCUCCAACCAGGUUCUAUGGCAUUCCCAGGGCGUAUUCAGGUCCAGUCAUUCCCAUCCUGAAGGACGAGCAUGAGGGACCUGGUGCGUCUGGAGUGUACAGCUUCGAGUUUGAGACUGGCAAUGGCAUCAAGCGUGAGGAACAAGGUGCCCCUCAAGGACCGUCUGGCGCAGUGGCGAUGCAAGGAGGAUGGUCUUUCACUUUCCCCGACGGCUCUCCCGCUGUCAUGUCUUUCGUCGCCGACGACGCUGGUUACCGCGUCGAGUCCGACCUGCUGCCCACGCCCCAUCCCCUCCCCGCCCACGCCAUCGCCCAAAUCGAGAAGGCUCGUCGGGAGGACGCAGCUGCUGCCGCCCUGAGCGGUCGUUACUCUACCCCGCGGACUAGCUAUGGAUACCCAUGA